Chionomys nivalis (European snow vole) is the source of this 1838-nucleotide messenger RNA. RefSeq names its product tripartite motif containing 29 (gene Trim29). The record is from RefSeq and is a predicted model, not a curated record. Gene Ontology annotation, molecular function: zinc ion binding. Bases 1 to 1764 code for a protein of 587 amino acids. NCBI's taxonomy places the organism in Eukaryota, Metazoa, Chordata, Mammalia, Rodentia, Cricetidae. The transcript is spliced from 10 exons.
AUGGAAGGUGCCGACGCCUCCAGGAGCAAUGGGGCCAGCCCGGAAGCCAGGGAUGCCCGUAGUCCACCGGGUACCAACGGCAGCCUGGAGAACGGCACUAAAGGAGACAGCAAGGAUACCAAGACAACCAACGGGCACAGUGGGGAGGUGACGGAGGGCAAAACCCUGGGCAGUGCCCUGAAGUCAGGGGAGGGGAAGAGUGCCUUGUUUUCCAGCAAUGAGUGGCGCAGGCCUAUCAUCCAGUUUGUGGAGUCGGUGGAUGACAAAGGCUCCAACUACUUCAGCAUGGACUCUGCGGAAGGCAGGAGGUCUCCUUAUGCGGGGCUCCAGCUGGGGGCUUCCAAGAAGCCUCCCGUGUCCUUUGCUGAGAAGGGGGAGCUGCGAAAAUCCAUAUUCUCUGAGCCCCGCAAACCCACGGUGACCAUCGUGGAGCCAGGGGAAGUCCGCAGGAACAGCUACCCCAGGGCUGACUCCGGCCUCCUGCUGAGGUCUAAGUCGGGCUCCGAGGAGGUGCUGUGUGACUCCUGCAUCGGCAACAAGCAGAAGGCCGUCAAGUCCUGCUUGGUGUGUCAGGCUUCCUUCUGUGAGCUGCAUCUGAAGCCCCACCUGGAGGGUGCCGCCUUCCGUGACCACCAGCUGCUCGAGCCCAUCCGGGACUUCGAAGCCCGAAAGUGCCCCCUGCACGGCAAGACCAUGGAGCUCUUCUGUCAGACCGACCAGACCUGCAUCUGCUACCUCUGCAUGUUCCAGGAGCAUAAGAACCACAGCACUGUGACCGUGGAGGAGGCCAAGGCUGAGAAGGAGACCGAGCUGUCACUGCAGAAGGAGCAGCUGCAACUGAAAAUCAUUGAGAUUGAAGAUGAGGCUGAGAAGUGGCAGAAGGAGAAGGACCGGAUCAAGAGCUUUACCACCAAUGAGAAGGCCAUCUUGGAGCAGAGCUUCAGGGACCUGGUGAGGGACCUGGAGAAGCAAAAGGAAGAAGUAAGAGCUGCGCUGGAGCAGCGGGAACAGGAUGCUGUGGACCAAGUGAAAGUGAUCGUAGAUGCCCUGGAUGAGAGGGCCAAGGUGCUGCACGAGGACAAGCAGACCCGGGAGCAGCUGCAUAGCAUCAGCGACUCGGUGCUGUUUCUGCAGGAAUUUGGUGCAUUGAUGAGCAAUUACUCCCUCCCCCCACCUCUGCCCACCUACCAUGUCCUGCUGGAAGGAGAGGGCCUGGGACAGUCACUUGGCAACUUCAAGGAUGACCUGCUCAAUGUGUGCAUGCGCCAUGUUGAGAAGAUGUGCAAGGCUGAUCUGAGCCGCAAUUUCAUUGAGAGGAACCAUAUGGAGAAUGGUGGUGACCAUCGUUACAUGAACAGCUACACAAGCAGCUUUGGGAAUGAGUGGAGCACGCCCGACACCAUGAAGAGAUAUUCCAUGUACCUCACACCCAAGGGGGGGGGCCGGACAUCUUACCAGCCAUCAUCGCCCAGCCGUCUCUCCAAGGAGACCAACCAGAAGAAUUUCAACAAUCUGUACGGCACAAAAGGUAACUAUACCUCCAGGGUCUGGGAGUACUCGUCCACUGUUCAGAACUCUGAGGACAUGCCCAUUGUGCAGGGCAACUCCUCCUUCUCCUUGAAAGGCUAUCCCUCCCUCCUCCGGAGCCAGGCUCCCAAGGCCCAGCCUCAGACUUGGAAAUCUGGCAAGCAGACUUUGCUGUCUCACUACCGGCCAUUCUACGUCAACAAAGGCAAUGGGAUGGGGUCCAACGAGGCCCCCUGAGUCCAACGAGGAGCUCCACAACCCCGUUCUCCCUGCGCCCCUGCUUUCCAAGAUGCUGCGUUCUUGCGGGGCAG